GUCCUUCCCUUGGGGACAGCGGGACCACCCUGAGGUCCCCUGUCCUGUUUUGGGUCACCACGAUGUCCCCGAUGUCCCCACAUCGGGGUCCCGUAGGGGACAUGGGGAGGACAUUGGGGACCCCGCCCGGGCCGCUCGGGGGGAGGGGGGGCGGGGACGUCACCUCGCCCUGCCCCCAUCCGGCCGCGCCACUUCCCGCGUGUUCCCCGAGUGUCCCCCGGGCCUGUCCCCCCUCCCCGCCAGCAUCUCCCGGAGUGUCCCCGCAGUGUCCCCGCGGCGUCCCCGGAGUGUCCCCAGCGGCCAUGGAGCCCCGCGAGCUGCUGGAGGCGCUGGUGGCCGUGGUGGCCGUCCUGGGUGAGGUGGCAGCCACUGUGGCCGGGCCCUACGGGGACGUGCUGCUGGCCGUGUCCCCACGGUCCCUGCACACGGCCCUGGGGACCUUCAUCAAUCACCUCCGGGACACCCUGGGCCACCAGGCUGUCCCCUCCCUGGGCCAGGCCCUGGCCGCCCUCGGGGCCACCCCAGGGGCCACCUGGGUCCAUGUGACAAGGGCGGCCAGCGCCUGGCAGGACCCGGUGGCCGCGCUCAGGGACGGCUGGGACCAACUGGCCGGGGAGGCCAUCGAGCUCCGCGACGCCUGCAGGGACACGGCCACCAGGGAGGCCACCACAGCGGCCACCGCCACCACCCUGGCUGGGGAUCUGCAGGUCAAGGCCACACAGUGGGGGACAGCCAGGGACAACCUGGUGGCCGCGGCCCGGCCGGUGCUGCUGGCCCUGGACAAGGAGGAGGCGACCUCAGCGCUGGCUGCGCAUGAGGCCCAGAUGGCAGCCGCCACCAACAAGGUGGUGGCGGCCACCAAGGCCACGGAACAGACCGGGGUGCCCACCAGCGAGGCCAGGGCAGCCAGCAGGAGGGAACAGCGGGCAGAGGUGGCCCUGGAGCUGCUGGAGCGCUUGGUGGCUGUGUGUGACAAAGCCACCACGUUCCCCCGGGAGCUGCAGCGCCGGCUCGGGGACAUCGAGGCCACCCUGAAGGGGACAAAUGAGAUGUCCCCCGAUGUCCCUGCGGCCUUGGUGGCCGCGGCGACCGAGGCUGAGCGGCUGUGGGAGGCCAGCGCCUGCCUGGCCACACGUCACCUGCUGAGGACACUUGGGGACAUCCGCACGCUCCUCUCAAGUUGCCAUGGUGGACCCGGUGGCCGCGCAGUGGCCGAGCAGUGCCAAAGAGCCAUCGAGGACAUCCCGAGACUACUGUGAGGACACUGAUGUCACUGCUGUGAUGUCAUCGGGGUGGUAACAUCAUCAGGGACAUCACUGGUGUCAUUUGUCCCCGCCCCCUAUCUCAGGGUGGGAUUUGAGUCAAAUUUGGGGAAUUUUCUGAGAGUUUUCAUUAAAACUGCCCCAAAUCCUGA
This is a messenger RNA of Taeniopygia guttata (zebra finch), 1414 nucleotides long. NCBI's taxonomy places the organism in Eukaryota, Metazoa, Chordata, Aves, Passeriformes, Estrildidae. The record is from RefSeq and is a predicted model, not a curated record.